Molecule: messenger RNA, 3353 nt
Organism: Myotis lucifugus (little brown bat)
Lineage: Eukaryota; Metazoa; Chordata; Mammalia; Chiroptera; Vespertilionidae
Product: 1,25-dihydroxyvitamin D(3) 24-hydroxylase, mitochondrial
Exons: 12
Coding region: 363-1907 (514 amino acids)
Biological process (GO): cholesterol metabolic process; cortisol metabolic process; C21-steroid hormone biosynthetic process
Cellular component (GO): mitochondrial inner membrane
Molecular function (GO): oxidoreductase activity, acting on paired donors, with incorporation or reduction of molecular oxygen; monooxygenase activity; iron ion binding
Source: RefSeq, a predicted model, not a curated record
CUCCGCUACCCUCCCUGACAUCUCCACUUCGCGGCUCCAGACCCGGAAGUCAGACUUGCAGACCCACAGGCAGACCCACAUCCCUUCCCUCCGUCUUCCAAGAGGCACCGACCCGGCUGCCCUCCUCCAGCCUCUGCGACAGCGCUGGGCAGUCACCUGCGCCCUGAGGCUGCAGCACAGCGCAGCGCAGAGCAUCCUCGCCCAGGUCCUUUCUGUCCCUCUUCCGCCCCCUCCAUCGCAUCUGCUGGUCCUCCUUGUCUCUUUCCCAGAAUCGCCACGCUUCCGAACCCAGCGGGCGCCACUUUACCAGCCUCGCCCUCCUCGGUCCCGCGUGGUCCCCCGCACCCGGUCUCCCUGCGGCCAUGAGCUCCCCCAUCAGCAAGAGUCGCUCCCUGGUCGCCUUCCUACAGCAGCUGCGCAGCCUCGGGCAGCCCCCCAGACCCGUGACAUCCACGGCGUGCGCGCCCCCUCGGCCGCGGGAGGUGCCCCUCUGCCCGCUGAUGGAGCGUGGCGAGGCGCAGAACGCGGCCGCCCUUCCGGGCCCCACCAACUGGCCGCUGCUGGGCAGCCUGCUGGAGAUUCUCUGGAAAGGGGGGCUCAAGAAACAGCACGACACUCUGGCGGAGUUCCACAAGAAGUACGGCAAGAUUUUCCGCAUGAAGUUGGGCUCCUUUGACUCGGUGCACCUGGGCUCGCCUUGCCUGCUGGAAGCGCUGUACCGCACGGAGAGCGCGUACCCGCAGCGGCUGGAGAUCAAACCCUGGAAGGCCUAUCGCGACUACCGCCAGGAGGGCUACGGGCUGCUCAUCCUGGAAGGAGAAGACUGGCAGAGGGUCCGGAGUGCCUUUCAGAAGAAACUAAUGAGACCAGUGGAGAUUAUGAAGCUGGACAGCAAAAUCAAUGAGGUCUUGGCUGAUUUUAUGGGUAGACUAGAUGAGCUCUGUGACGAGAGAGGCCACAUUGGAGACUUGUACAGCGAGCUGAACAAAUGGUCAUUUGAAAGCAUCUGCCUUGUGCUCUACGAGAAGAGAUUUGGGCUCCUCCAGAAGAACGCCGGGGAUGAAGCCUUGAACUUCAUCAUGGCCAUCAAAACAAUGAUGAGCACAUUUGGGAGGAUGAUGGUCACCCCGGUGGAGCUGCACAAGAGCCUCAACACCAAGGUGUGGCAGGCCCACACGCUGGCCUGGGACACGAUUUUCAAGUCAGUCAAAUCUUGCAUUGACCACCGGUUAGAGAAGCACGCGGAGCAGCCCAGCGCGGACUUCCUCUGUGACAUUUACCACCGCAAUCAGCUCUCAAAGAAAGAGCUGUACGCCGCCGUCACCGAGCUCCAGCUGGCUGCCGUGGAGACGACAGCAAACAGCUUGCUGUGGCUUCUCUACAAUUUAUCCCGCAACCCCCACGUGCAAGAAAAGCUCCUGGAGGAAAUUCAGAGCGUCCUGCCUGAGAAUCAGGUGCCGCGGGCAGAGGAUGUGAGGAAUAUGCCAUAUCUAAAGGCCUGUCUGAAAGAAUCCAUGAGGCUCACCCCCAGUGUGCCGUUCACAACCAGGACUCUUGACAAGGCCACAGUUCUGGGUGACUACGCUUUACCCAAAGGAACAGUGUUGAUGCUAAAUACCCAGGUGUUGGGGUCCAACGAGGAAAAUUUUGAAGAUGCCAGUCAGUUUAGGCCCGAACGAUGGCUUCAAGAGAAAGAGAAGAUCAACCCCUUCGCACACCUCCCGUUUGGCGUUGGGAAGAGGAUGUGCAUCGGACGCCGGCUGGCUGAGCUCCAGCUCCACCUGGCCGUCUGCUGGAUCGUCCGCAAAUAUGACAUCGUGGCCACGGACCACGAGCCUGUGGAAAUGCUGCACUUAGGCAUCCUGGUGCCCAGCCGGGAGCUCCCCAUCGCCUUCUGCCAGCGAUAAGCAGCCUCAGGAAUGGUGCUGUGGCUCCCGCAAGACUCAGCAGCGGACUUCACAGGCACAUGGGACCCUUAGACGCUGUGUUGAUUUCUUUCUUCUGUUCAGCUGCUCCAGAAGCUGCACUGUCCGUGACAGCAGUGAAGAUAGCUGACUCAGGGGAGCGGAGUGAGUGCUAUAAUACGGGCACUCCACAGGGUACAGUGCUGGCCUACACUUGACCAAUGUCAGCUCCAUCCUGACUUAAAUUGCCCAGGAUCUUGCUUCCUCCUGCAUUUUCCAUGUCAGUUAGUCGGGUACAAGUCAAAUGUGUCUGUCCCUGCCCCACCCAGCUCUCCGCUUGAAUCUUUCCUGCUCCCGAAUAAGUUUACAGAAUCACAAUGAAACACCUGCCAUAGCUCCAUUGUCUGAGGCUCGGGGUAAUAUCGACGGUCCAUUUAUUGUAACUCUGCUUAACGUACUAUUUGGAAAAACAUUUGCUUACUAACAUCAGCAAAGCCAAAUGUUGGCUGAAGUUAUUAGAUCCCCGGGCCACUGCACUUCGAAGUAGGAACAUCACUGGGAAAUGAGAGGACACCUCUAUUUUAAGAAGUGCUUUAAUGAAGUCAGAAUCUCCUCUCUAAGAAGACCUUAAUGGCUUACUGUGGCAUCAUUAGGUUAAAGGAUCCUGAAGUUCUUUAUUUAGUGCAUGUAUCUUUUCUAUGGCAUUAAGGAGCUGGAGCAACAGUUUCAAAUUGUAUGUGUAUGGGUGUAUUUUAAUAGCAAUUUGCUUAUGUCAUUUUUUUAAAUGUAUGGUAUUUCAUUUAUGAUCUGUGGUUUGGGGCAAUAUUAUUGUUUAGCCACAGAUUAAAAACAUUUAGUGACUUCCCUUGCCUUAAUUUCCCCAUCUAUAGAAUGGGACAGUAGCAAAGUAUACAUACAUUAUAGAUUAACUAUAUAGGACAGUGCAAAAGUAGGUUUACAGUUGCUCAAAUAAUUAAUAAAUAAUAAUACAAGAAUAAACUCUUUUGCAUACUUAAAACUGUAAACCUACUUUUGUCCACCCUGUGUAACCCAUCUUCUGUGACUUGAACUCCUUGGGACAGUAUGAUUUCAUAAAUGGAAAAUGCAUAGAGAUUUAUGCAAUACCUAUAAAUUUUUUCUUAAAACUUGUUUACAUAUGGUUUAUUUACACAUGUUUUUACUACCACUUUUCCCAAAGAUGUACUAUAUAUUUCUGUAUAUUUUAUAAAGAUUUUCCUUUUUAGGUUAUAUUUUUAGAAUAUUUCAGAAGUAUACAUUUAUAUCUUUAUACUAGUAUUUGAAUAAAUAUAUACAUAUUGCUGAAGUAAGUAUAAGCGUUCUUCCUGCUGUGAAAUUAUUUUUAGAAUUUUAAAUCCAUAUGUUGUCAGAGUUCAUCUGUGUAUCUUUUUAGAAUUCUCUGAAAGUAAGAAUAAAGGUUUUAAAGUUUGA